CGAAAAUGCGGCAACAGCGACCGACGACGACGGGCGGCCCGCCGCCGCCGGGCUUCAACUUCAACUUGGACCAUGCGAUGGCAGGGCUGCAUCUCAGCCAUGGCCGCCCCGCGCCGCACCACGAGCCGCCAAUGAAGCUCGAGGUGGGCAUUGUUGUGCAGCCAACGACGACGCCGAACCAGUCCAUCCGCGUCGCCGUGACGCUUCCGGCGCAGCUCGUCGAGAAGGAGCUCUCGCUGGUCAUGGGGCUCUUCCGCGCCGGCCACGCCAACCAGAAUCGGCCCAUCUUUCUUCGCUCGCUGCAGUUUGAUUUGCGCAAGCGCCUCCCGCUGGUCACGACGCGCCUCCAAGUCAAGGCGCCCAAGACCAUUGGCGAGUUUGAGUUUCGCGCGUUCAACGAAGACGCGGGCCCGGACAUCAUCUUUGCGUCCAGCGGUCCGCUCAAGGUGCUCGUGGACGAAAAGUACUGGAGCGAGACGCUCGAGACGCUCGGCCACCGCAUCGAAGCCGCCGCCGACGCGCAGGACGUGGGCUUGAUCGUCUCGGCCGUCCUCGGGCUGCUUCGUGUUGUCGAGGUGCUGCCGACGGCCUUUCCUAGCCAAGCCAGCCUCUUUGGCAUGCACAUGGAGCACCUCCUCAGCCUCGUGUUUGAAGUGCAAACAACACGCUCUAGGUGGGACAUGGAGAACGAAGAAUCGCUCGAUGGGUGGCACGGCGCCAUCCGCACGCUCCUCCACGUGACCGAAACGAACCGUAAACUGCGCGUGUUCUGUCUUGUCGCUGAUUUAGCGGCGCUGGUAGGCUACGUGUGGGAAAGCCUCGUUCCGUCAGUGCAGAAGCUCGUCGCGAUGUACCAGUCACGCCUCUAUUGCGGGGUGAGCGACCGGUACUUUGAGACGAUUGACGCCAAGCAAGAGUACUGGCAAGCCCAUUUGGGUCUGCCCCUCCGCGACAGCGUCGACCCGUGGGCACCGGGGUUUGAACACGCGCUCUCGACCUACUUGCAUGCCAAGACCGAAGCGCUGAUCCCCAACGUGGCCGACUUUACAGCGGUGCGCCAAGCGAUUUUUGAGCGUGUGGGCGGCGUCGUAAGUGCGCUGAGCUUUCAAGGCCACCGGGUUGGUCUGGAUGUCUUUGGGUCGUCCAACAACUUUUUCGGCACGAAGGACAGCGACAUGGACAUGUGCUUGGUGCUGCCGACCGGCGUCGAGCUCUCGCCGAUUCAAAAGCAAGACAUGCUCAAGGCGCUAGUCGAGAAGCUCGACCCGGAGCUCUUUUCCGACAUUGAUACGGGGCGUCUCACGGCGCGCAUCCCGAUCGUCAUGUUCAAGGACGCGACGUCGGGCAUCGACUGCGACAUUUGUGUGGAAAAUGCACUGGCGCUGCGCAACACGCGGCUGCUGCGGACGUAUGCCCUUGCCGAUCCGCGCGUACGCAUUCUGGCCUACUUUAUCAAGUAUUGGGUCAAGACGCGCGAAAUGAACAAUGCGGCCCAAGGCACGUUGAGCUCGUACGGCUACCUCCUCUUGCUCAUCCACUACCUCCAGCGCACGAGUCCGCCGGUGCUGCCCGUGCUCCAGACGCUGCCGCCGCAGUGGCAAGGGGAAAUUUGGUGCCGCUGCUACCGCGACGAGACGGAGACGACAAAGGACCCGAGCGCGACGUGCCCGUACCGCCCGUGCAUGCUCAAGGGGCGCGACCAAGCCGACGGCCCGCGCCUGCCAAAUGUCGCGUUUGGCGAGGCCGAAACCUACUUUUUCGACCCGGUCCACGACGAGCACUGGCACGCGCUGCGCUCGUUUGGCGCGUGGAACCGAUCGAGCGUCGGGUCGCUCCUCCUCGGGUUUUUCAAGUACUAUGGCGACGUGGGCUUUGAUUACGCCCACCACGUGGUCUCGGUGCGCAUGGGCCGGACGCUGCUCAAGGCCGAGAAGCCGCAGUGGAAGCAGCACCACCGUCUCGCGAUUGAGGAUCCGUUUGAGCUCGACUAUGACGUGGCGCACGUCGUAAAGGGUGCGCGCUUCAAGUAUGUCCGGCAGCAGCUCGCGCGUGCGUACUGGCUGUGCGUGCAGGCCAACAUGGAAGGCUACGGCAUGGAAGAGAUCAUGGACAUUCUCUGUGCGCCCAUCGUGCACAAGGACAAGGCUAGCGACAACGAGCCCGCGUCGACCGACAAGUAGCUAGUGUACAGAACCAGCAUGUAGCACCCAAACACACGCUCCGAGUUGUUCUCAAGACCAUAAAAGUGUACUUUGAAUAUGAUCCUGUGACUUUUAGUCAAU
This is a messenger RNA of Saprolegnia parasitica CBS 223.65, 2282 nucleotides long. RefSeq lists its product as hypothetical. The record is from RefSeq and is a predicted model, not a curated record. NCBI's taxonomy places the organism in Eukaryota, Oomycota, Saprolegniomycetes, Saprolegniales, Saprolegniaceae. Gene Ontology annotation, molecular function: nucleotidyltransferase activity. The coding region runs from base 6 to 2180 and encodes 724 amino acids. The transcript has 21 exons. Gene Ontology annotation, biological process: RNA 3'-end processing.